AUGUUGUCUUUCAAGGCACCUCUCUGGUUCUGCUCUUUGGCAGCGGUCGUUGGUACGGCCUCGGCUGCUCAGAAGUUUGGCCUUUACGCCUAUGGCGAGAACGUGGGAGGACUUCCCCUUUAUUACGUUGAUGGUAGCGCUGUCGUAAGCCCAAGGACUCCCGAGAAUGGAACCGACGUCGCCCCAGUCGCCUUCGACAAGGACAGCAAUAAUGAGCUCAUCGGGAAUCCAAACACAACCAGUACUGCGUCUGCGGCCGGUUUCACGGAUGUAUCGCUUUUCGUUCCUGGUCCGAACUCCAAUGACAAGGAGAUGGGCUUUACCAGCGAUCCUUCUUCGAACCAAGUCACCAACAAAUUUGUCUGGUAUGGUAACUUUCUACUGGUUGAGAAUGAGUCUGGGGAGUACACCUCCUUGUUCUCUGUCAAGAAAAGUUCGUCGCACGAUGAGGACGGAAGCUAUGAUCUCUACUGGAACGUCACGGACUCGGAUGAAGAAGUGAUCACUAUUUCCAUGAGGUCGGUUGCGCCUUCCAAUGCGUAG
Messenger RNA from Aspergillus pseudotamarii, 543 nucleotides. RefSeq lists its product as uncharacterized. Lineage: Eukaryota; Fungi; Ascomycota; Eurotiomycetes; Eurotiales; Aspergillaceae. The transcript is spliced from 3 exons. The coding region runs from base 1 to 543 and encodes 180 amino acids. The record is from RefSeq and is a predicted model, not a curated record.